This is a messenger RNA of Chilo suppressalis (striped riceborer), 7389 nucleotides long. The record is from the annotation of a GenBank genome assembly. NCBI's taxonomy places the organism in Eukaryota, Metazoa, Arthropoda, Insecta, Lepidoptera, Crambidae.
GAGACAGAGCAUCCGUGUCAAUGUAACAUAACGUAAACAUGUAAAUUGCCAGUUGUGAACUAAAUUCCACGGUGGCGGGUAAUGCUAGACAUACUUAUAUAUUUUAAAAUUAACUUUACGAAAUACCUGUGAAUGCUUGCAGUGUGAAAAUCAUGUAGAAUCAAAGUGUCGAGUGAAUUAUUAGUGUCUUUGUUUUUUUUUCACUUUUGGUGUUGUCUUGUGUGAUGUUGCGAAGUCGUGUGGUUAACGGUAUCGUUUAGUUUACGAACUUGAGUUUGUCUUGACGAAUUCGAACUAACACCUAUGUGAAUGGAAGCCUGUUUCUGAAUAGGAACAGGAUGCGUCACGUGUGAAUCUCGACCUAAAGAACUGAUAUAGGCCAAGAUGGAGUUGCGGUGGCGUGCCUUCACGUUAUGGGCUCUUUGGCAAAUUUGUCCAGUUCUUGGCAACAUGCUGCCAGUGUUCACCCAAGAUAUGAACAACCUGGCGCUAUCGGAGAGUACGCCUGUCGGGUCUAUAGUUUAUACGCUGCAAGGGACAGACCCUGAGGGAUUACCGAUAAAAUAUAAUUUAGUAGGAACAGAUAAAUUCUCCGUGGAUCCAGACACUGGAGAUGUAACACUGAACCGACCUUUAGAUAGAGAGAGUGAAGACACAAUAAAGUUCCUAGUUUCAAUAGAAGACCAAAAUCCUGAUCCUUCGCAAAAUUUGGCUCAACUUCAACCGGUCACUGUUAUUGUUCUGGAUGAAAACGACAAUCCGCCUUCUUUUAAAAAUAGUCCUUAUGAAGUGGAUGUGCCUGAAGAUGAAGAAAUCGGUAAAACCAUAUUGACGAAUAUCCAUGUUGAAGACAUCGACUCCGUUGGUGACAGUCUCGAAGUGGGCUGUUUAAAUGAACAAUGGCCAGAAGCGUGCGAGACUUUUGAAGUGGUUUUGCUCAACUCAACCGCCAACCACUACACUGGUGCACUCGUGCUGAGAAAACCGUUGAACUAUAACGAGAAACAGUUCUAUCAGUUUCAGCUUUAUGCAACUGAUGGAACAUUAAACUCAUCAGCACACGUAGAAGUGAAAGUGGUGGACGUCCAGAACUCUCCGCCAGUGUUCAGUGGAGCCCUAACCGGUGCUUUGGCAGAAGAUGCUCCAGUUGGAACCUUAGCCCUUACCAUUAAAGCUAGAGAUGCUGAUAGGGCACAACCGAGAGAUAUUAUGCUGGAACUGGUGACGAACCCGUUAGAUUUCUUCGUAUUGGACAGUGCUACUGGGGAACUAAGAACAGCAAAGCCUUUGGACAGAGAAGCUUUGGCCGACCCUUCUUCGCCACUCAAUCUUACAGUCAGGGCUACUGAAAUAGUGAACGGAGUACCGCUCUACUCGGAUCUCACAUCGACUGUGGCCACGGUCACAGUGACUAUAAAGGAUGUGAACGAUGAACCGCCCCGGUUCAACCAUCGUGAAUACUUUGUGGAUAUUCCGGAGAGUCUGCCGGUCGGCACUCCCCUGCCCAAUCUGGAUAUGACUGUUACGGAUACUGAUCUGGGUCUAAACUCUGUAUUCUCGUUACGCCUUUCGGAUGAAAUGGGUGCGUUUAUAGUGGAGCCAUCAACAGCUACCGGCAGUGCUUCCGUUACCCUGAGGCUCAAUUCCAGUCUCGAUUACGAAGAUCCCAAUCAAAGAAAGUUCAUCUUGGAGGUUAUAGCAGAAGAACUCCAUACAUUGCCUCGAUUGUCUUCAAAAGCUAGUGUUACUAUAUCUCUGAUAGAUGUAAAUGAUAACGCGCCUCAGUUCACUGAGGAACCGUAUUCAGCUACUGUAGCAGAAGCGGCUGCCGCUGGGACCAAAGUUGCUAUUGUCAAAGCUACUGAUAGAGAUACGGGCAGGUUCGGAACUGAAGGCAUCGUCUACAAUCUAUCCGGCAACGGCGCAGAACUAUUCAGGGUAGACAACAGAACUGGUCUCAUCACUGUGGCGCCCUGCCCAACUCCGGGACAAGCGCCUUGUUUAGAUUACGAGACUAGAAAGGAUUACUUCUUGCAGUACAAGGCGACAGACGACGACGGCUCGGGGCAGAUGACGGUGGUGUCACUUCAGAUCUCAUUAGAGGAUUCCAACGAUAAUCCUCCUACCUUCUCUACACCUGUCUACAAAUCCUCUAUCGAUGAAGAUGCUGUUAAAUUCGAACCUGAGUUACAAGUACAAGCUCGAGACGUGGACGUUUCCUCCGAAAUUCGGUACUCGAUCAUCGAACCCGCGACACACCCGUUCUGGAUCGACCCGCUAACGGGAAGAAUAUCCGUGCUUCCCGAGACCGGAGGCGUAUCACAGAACGGAGACGACAACAAGAUCGUGCUUACUGUUCUGGCUACUGAUGGCGUACACAAUGCCACCUGUAAGGUGGAGAUUACCAUCCGCGACGUGAACAACCACGCUCCGAUAUUCGAUAUCGACAAAUACGACGCCGACGUACCCGAGGACGCACCUAUAGGUACCGAAGUAGCAGCAGUCCGUGCCACAGACUUAGACAGUGGUAUCAACGCGGAGAUAAAGUACGGCAUUCAGAAGGGGGCGCAAGAAGCGUUUGUCAUCGACAACAUCACAGGAGUCGUCAGCGUCUCAUCCGCUUUGGAUUAUGACAAGAGGAACACUUAUAAGAUCCAAAUCAUCGCUUCUGAUCUUGGGAUGCCCAGUUUGACAGGUACGACCGAGUUGACAGUUCACGUGAUCAACGUGAACGAUAAGAAGCCUUCUUUCACUCCACCGGUGCAGAGAGCGGAAGUGUCUGCUGAUGCUGAAAUUGGCACUCUAGUCCAUAACCUGAUAGCUGUGGACCCUGAUAUUACUGACAAUGGGCUUUUGGUCUACGAGCUACUUCAAGAUAGGGUUAUUAAAGCCGUGGACAAAAAUGGGAAAGAGGUAUCCGAUGAAGGUAUCUUCGGCUCGUGGUUUUCUGUACAACCCAACGGUUCAGUACUAGUUGCUCAAAAACUCGAUCGUGGUCGAGCAGCAGUUGUGACCUUGCCAGUAGCUGUAACUGAUGCAUCUGCUUUGGCAUUACAACAGACUGAAGGUGAACUAAUAAUAAACAUAGUGGAUGUGAACCGUCACGCCCCCGUAUUUGGUCAACCAGCGUACCACUUGACUAUGGCUGAGGAACAACCCGUAGGAACUGUAUUGGACACAUUCACUGCUACAGACAAGGAAACACCCAUAGCUGCCAUUGUCAUACAACCGCCUAACCCUUACUUCGAGAUCAACAAUGUCACCGGUGUCGUGAAAACCAUCCAACGGAUCGACUACGAAUCCCUCCACAGCAUCAACUUUACUCUAGUCGCGUUCGACUCGGGCGUCCCCCAGCUUUCUACUUCAGCUUCAGUGAUGGUAGAAAUCCUCAACGUCAACGAUGAAGAGCCUGAGUUCGCCGCUGAAGCUUACGAUGCGGCUGUCGCUGAACACUCGGCUGCUGGUACCAAGGUCCUUACGGUCACCGCUGUGGAUAAAGAUGAAGGGGAAUUCGGCGAAGUCACUUACAGUCUGACAGGCAAUCUAUCGUCUCUUUUCUCCAUCGACCCAUACAAUGGAGUAGUGACUGUAGCCCACGCAGCGGAUAUAGACAGAGAGACUACCGCCGAUAUUUAUUUGCGAGCGGUCGCUAGUGAUAACGCACCAGCUCAUUUUAAACGGACAACUAGCGUGCCUGUCCACAUAAAAGUCCUGGACAUCAACGACCACGCGCCCGUGUUCUCCCAGAAGGUGUACAAGAGCACUGUAGCCGAGAAUAUUCGCUUAGACCCGCCGCCUGCCAUUUUACAAGUCCUGGCCGAAGAUAAGGACGAGGGCGCCAACGGGAAAAUAGAAUACAAGAUCGUGGAGCAGAGUGAAGCAGGCGUAUUCACGGUGGACCCAACCACCGGCAUCAUAUACCCGUCCAAGCCUGUCUCCGGGAACACCACCUACCAACUAACAGUGGCGGCAACAGACGGCGACGGACGCGGCCAAUACACGGACACUGCUCGCGUCGACAUCACCGUGUUGAGCGUCAACAAGCACGCGCCCCUGUAUACGCAGCCGCCGCCCGAUCGCAGGCAGCUGCAAGUGCCGGAGAAUGCAGCGGAAGCCGACUACCUGAUCACCACAAUACAGGCAACAGACGAGGACAGUGGCGAGAACGGACGCGUUUCUUACUACCUGAAGGUAGACAACCAGAACGUCGGCGAAACGGCGGAGUUCAGCCUCGACCCGGACUCCGGAGAACUCAGGACCAAGACCUUCCUGGACAGAGAGCAUAAGGCUGAAUAUCAGUUGGUAAUAGCAGCAGUGGAUAACGGAACACCAGCACAGUUCGAAACCCUGCGACUACUAUCGGUAGUGCUGGCUGACGACGAUGACAACGCGCCUCGAUUCCAAUCACUGCUCCACCAGUUCAGCAUUAAGGAAAACUUACCAGCUGGAGUUAUUGUCGGUACGGUAAAAGCUACAGAUAAAGAUUCCGGAGAACACGGGAAGGUCUACUAUCACAUUCUAGAAGGAAAUCAAGAUGGCGCCUUCACACUAGACAGGACACAAGGCAUCAUUAGAGCUAAUAUCAGUUUUGACAGGGAAAAACGUUCGGAAUACUCUUUAACGAUAUACGCUAGUAACAACCCGAUACUAGAACACGCUGCCGCCAUCCUCAAUUCCAUUGACAACAACACUGAGAGUCAAGACCAUAGCAUCACCGUCGUCAAGAUAAAAGUUCUCGACGAAAACGAUAAUGAGCCGAAGUUCCAAGAAAAAGUGUACCACGCUGUGGUAAAGCAUACCGCCAGAGUGAACGAACCGAUCCUGUCAGUGGUAGCGGAAGAUCCAGACCUCGAAGAGAACGGAACUUUAAUCUACAUAGUGGCCGCUUCGAACCUUUACAAGUUUGGAGCUUCGGAGUCAAGCGGCAGUGUGGUACCAUCACCGUUUAACAUCAGUCAAGAUGGUGUGGUGAUGACGGCUUCCUACAUGUCGGAGUACAACCAGGAUCGAUUUGUGCUUGAUAUCAUAGCGCAGGAAUUGGCGCCACCGCACCGACAAGCGAAGGCGCAGAUUUAUGUUUGGGUUAUCGAGCACGGUGCGCUGAUACGUAUGGUGGUGUCGCGUGGGUGCAGCGCGCCUCUGGGCGGCGUGCAGGCGCGGCUGGCGGGCGCGGGCGCGGCGCUGCUGGUGCGCGCGCGCCGUCUGCCGCUCGUGCAGGCCGAGCGCAGGCACGAGCACUGGUGCGAAGUACACCUCCUACCAGUAGAUCCGAAGACCUAUCAGGUGCUGCCAGUGGAACGAGUGCUGGAGACCAUCGACUCCAAGUUCGAUGAAUUGAAGGAUGUUUACCAAGAGUAUGGAGUGGAGACUUUGAUCGCUGCCAGCGCCACAUCGAAAGCACCGGAUAGUUUCGACCCGGCGCUCGCGGCGUUGAUCGCGUUGCUGAUUGUCUUGUUCACUGGUAUCGUCACCUUCAUCGUUGUAUGCGCCUGCCUCAAGCAUUGGGUGAUACCUCCACCAUCGAUGCAGUCCAGCAAGGGAGACAGUUUGGCUCGUCGUCGUAUCCUGGAAGAGUUAAGUACAACAGAGAACCCUCUGUGGCUGGAGACGAAGCUCAGGCCGUAUGAGGAGCAAGAGUUGACUAUGAACGUGUUUGGAGAUCAGCUCGAACCAGCUGCGGAACAACCUCAGACUGACAACACAUACGCGACGAUCCAAGGCAGUCGAACGACGGAACGGUUCGGCGACUACGCGACGUUGGGCGGAGAUUCGCCUACGCCAUUAGAAGCAGCGCUGGGGUUCCAGGGCAGCACUUUCAAACCGCCUUCUCCGGAUACUCCUGAACCACCUCCAAGGCCCACAGCUGGCUUGGGACAACUAUGAUUGAGAUUUAAAACAUCCGCAGUCGUUCCCCUUUUUUCACAGACUAUUACGCUUUAUUCUGAAUUAGAUUCUGAACAGUACAGUACCCUUAGUACGAGUUUUACAAUUACGAAAACAAUGAUAGUUUUCGUGAGCUCGCACUCGUACUAAGGGUACUGAUUUUAUUGUUACUGUUUCAAUACAAAUAAACUGUGUUUAAAUUCUAUCAUUAAAUCAUUUGCGUCUUCUUAAAAUUUAAGUAUAUUUGGUUUCUUUUCACCAAAAUGGACAUAGAAACAAUUUACAAUGACGAAAACUAUGAUAGUUUUCGUGAGCUCAAACUCAUUUCAAUUUUAUAUUAUUUCAUCGCUAUUCAUUGAUAUUCAAAAUAACUUACAAUUCGAAGAGUUUUCUUUUCGUAUGUCGAAACCAAUGUUGAUGCUCUGAUAAAUUGAUGUCUAAAAUCUAAUUCAAUUCUAUGUUAUAUACAAGAGUGGCUUGAGGUUAUUACGCUGCGAACGAAACGCCAACGGUCUAAUCAAUGAAAACAAUUAUACUUAUUGUAACGAAUACGCUACAAAUUAGGUAGGAUUUGAUAAAUAUAUUUGUGUAGAUAAUAUAUCAUAAUAAAUAAAGACUAUAUCAACUUGAAGAAUCUCUAAAUUGACAGCUUGUACACAGCUAGAAUACAUAUUUAUAGUCAGAUAAAUGUAAUAUUUUUGUAAUAAUUUAUAACUAGGUUAGUUAGAUAUUUCUGCUUCCUACUAAUAAAAAUAAAUCUUGCAUGUUGACAAUGUGUUAUGUUAGUUUUGAAUCAUUCACGAAAGCAUUCCUAUCAAGACUGCCUACAAUAAUAUUGUUACCAUAAUAAUUAGAUGUUUCUUGUGAUACAUUGACAACGUCCAUAUCUUAAUCUUUUAGUGUUAAAUUAGAAUUAAUGGAAACUAUUUUCUCAUUUCUUAAUUCUAUGAUGUGAUCUUAGCCAAUUUCUUGUAAGUAAUAGAUAUUUAUUUUUAUUAUGAAAUAACAAAAUUUUAUUAAGUAUUAAUUGAGAGUUUUAUAUAGAAAUAUUAUUAUUAUUCUUUGAAAGUCUGUAUCAACAUUUUUGUACAUCAGAAAUUUUCAGCUAAAAUAUAUGGCUAAGAUUUGUGCUAUGUCAAUAAUAGUGCGAUUAGAAUAUGAAACUACUUAUUGCUGCUAUUGCCAUAUUUGUAAAUUGUACAAUUUUGUGUACAAAUUGUAUUUUAUACUUUAGUGUAAGUUCGAAUUGAAAUAUCACUGAAUCUGCUGUGGGAUCAAUUUUAAGACUUGAGACACUUUACGUAGUAACUAUUAAGUAAUCUUAGUGCUUGAGAUGUUUAUUUGGUUGGUUUGUAUAGUAUAACUACUACGUAAAUAUAUUAAAAAGUCAUAGUAAUAAUAAAUGCGUUAUUUUGUAAAUAUAUUAUUAGAAUUUAUACCUAAAAGUAUUAAAGUAGGUACAUACUAUUUAAUAACAUGAAAGAAAUACAGAUAUUUUGAUACUUU